AUGGCUAGGAAUGUUUACUUCGGAGCGAAGAUGUAUCCAUCUCCGUACUUGUUCGACCCCUUGCCUCCUCCCCAUCAUGGCAGGACUUCGGCUGUUGAGUCGUUGGACGUUGCCCCUGCUGCCGCACUAAACGGCGUUUUGCCUGCGUGGCUGGAUUUACCUGAUGGAGAGGAUGUGAUAAGACAGUUUGGUUUAGACCUCGAUCAAUACUCUGUUCAGGUUUUGAACAUCCCAGGCUAUGCAAACUGGACAUCCAACGGUUGGCAUGUUCGACUCCAUGGCCAGACAUACAGAAUUCCUGCACUCGCUGGGUCUGACAUUGACGAUCUCGCAAAACCGUUUGUCCCAGGAGUUGAUUAUGACAGUAUGAACGAAACGACGAAAGCUCAAGCACGCAAUAUGACGAGUAGUAUGUACGCUAUUCCACAAAGCGGAGUGGGCGUUGAGGUUGAUUUUGUGUAUAACCGUCAAUCGAUUGCACGAGCGCGAUUACCACAACGAACGGAUGAGAGAGGAGAGUUUGAUGCGUUUGUCAAUGUCAAUGUUUCGACCGGCACUGUACCCAACGGAGACCAAACGGAGUUUACGCAAGGGAUUCAGCUCUUUGCCAAUGGAUCCACCUUGGGCAACGCAUCGUCCUAUUUCGUCCCGACGCAUGGAUUUACUCUCAUCACCGAUAUUGACGACAUUUUGCGCGAAACUAGGGUAUAUGAGCCCGACGCAGGGAUGAGGAACUCCUACAUAUAUCCUUUUAAGCCUUGGAGAAACAUGCCCGAUGUUUUCCGACUAUGGCAAUCUGUUUCUCCGAGUCUCCAUUUCCAUUAUCUCUCGACCAUACCCAUCAAACUCAGUCGUCCGUAUAUGAACUUUAUCUAUGGGACAUACCCUAUCGGAAGUUUUGAUGUUCGACCUAUGAACUACACCACCCUAUCUCACGUCUCCGAAAGUCGGCGCCUCAACCUCGAACAGAUUCUCCAGUCGUUCCCACAACGUAAAUUUAUUUUGUUAGGCGAAACUAGUAAUGCGGAUAUCAUGACUCAGUACCCGAUAAUGGCGAAGAAGUACAUUGACCGUGUUCAGUGCGUAUUGUUGAGAAAUACGAGCGCUACUGACUCGGGCGAUUUCUUGCCUUAUGACACGUCGGGCCUGGUGAAUUUGGAUCAGCAGAGGUGGAUGUUUUUCAGGACUCCUGACGAUAUUGCCGGUCUGAACUUUACCAACGGCGAAUGCAGGAACUCCUCAGUUCCUCAGAACGUGACAUUUGAUUUUGAGGGUGUGCCCAGACUACUGAAUGCUGCGAGCCCAAGGGUUGGAUCUAUGCCAUUCGCUUAUGGCUUGGCGUUGUUACUUGGAGCGAGCUUGGGGCUGGUGCUGUAG
Molecule: messenger RNA, 1377 nt
Organism: Rhizoctonia solani
Lineage: Eukaryota; Fungi; Basidiomycota; Agaricomycetes; Cantharellales; Ceratobasidiaceae
Exons: 10
Coding region: 1-1377 (458 amino acids)
Cellular component (GO): actin cortical patch
Molecular function (GO): phosphatidate phosphatase activity
Source: RefSeq, a predicted model, not a curated record